This is a messenger RNA of Emiliania huxleyi CCMP1516, 1062 nucleotides long. RefSeq lists its product as hypothetical. Lineage: Eukaryota; Haptophyta; Isochrysidales; Noelaerhabdaceae. Gene Ontology annotation, biological process: transmembrane transport. The record is from RefSeq and is a predicted model, not a curated record. Gene Ontology annotation, molecular function: transmembrane transporter activity. Bases 1 to 1062 code for a protein of 353 amino acids. The transcript is spliced from 4 exons.
AUGACCAGCACGGCAAAGCUCGCCUCAGCCCAGUGGAUCGCGCGCUGCGCGCAGCUCAUUGUGCUCGUCGACUACGUCGCCGUCGGCGCGAUGCGGACUGUCCUCCCGUACUACGUGAAGCAUCUCGGCGCGUCGGGCGCCGCGGUUGGUGCACUCGAGACCCUCUACGGCGUCGGUCAGAUCGCCGGCGCGGUCGCGCUCGGCUGGCUUAGCGACGCGCGAGGGCGCAAGGCUGUGCUGCUGCUCUCGUUUGCCGGCGCCGCCGCCGGGUACAGUGUAGCGUCUGCCGCGGUCGCGCUGGGCUCGGUGCCGUUCCUGCUCGCAUCGCGGCUGCCCGUCGGCGUAGCGAAGCAGACCGUGACGGCUACCCGCGCCAUCAUCGCUGACAUCACGCCGCCUGACGCGCGCAGCGCACCGCUCGCACGCCUCUUUGCCGGAUGCAGCCUCGGCUACGCCGUCGGCCCUGUGCUGGGUGGCCUGCUGGCGGACUACGCCGGGGGCGCCUCGCCGCUGCCGGCGGCGGCGUGCGCGGUCGUCUUUGUCGCGCUCAUGCCGUGCGGCGCGCUGGUGAUGCUCGCGUCGACUAGCCUGCCGCUGCUCAGCCUGCGACUCGGCUGGAGUGCGUCGAUGCUGGGGCUGUACAACUCUGCGUGGGGCGUCGCCAGCGGCGUGACGCCAGCGUACUGCUUGCGCGUCCAAGGAGCCGCGCUGCCCGACCGGGCGGCGCUGCGGCUCGGCAUCGGCUGCCUGGCCCUCACCAGCGCGUCGCUCUCGCUGUGGAGCGCGAGCGCGCGCGUCCUGUGGGCGGCGCGACGGGCCUCUGCAGACUCGUCGUGCCCUACGCCCCUGCCCCGCGCCGUCCUCGGCCGGCUCGACGCGGCGGGGAGCCUCUGCCGCGUGCUGCUGCCGCCCGCCGCGGGCGCGCUCGCGGACGGGCCUGGCUUGUGGGCGGCUUUUGCGGCGCAGGCCGCGCUCUGCCUCGGCGGCCUCGCGUGCACCGAGUGGUGGUGGUUUCGGAGGGCACAGGCCGGACAGGCGCAGGAGCGGCUGAAGGCGGCUUGA